AUGGCUGAUAUUGGACGGGGGCCCCCCGGGGGGGCCCCUGGCUCCCCCUGCCAUCUGACGGGGCAGCCAACCCUGGCCACUGCAGCGCAGCAGGCGGUAGCAGCAGCAGCAGCAGCAGCUGCUGCUGCUGCUGCGCCGCAGCACAACUCUGGUGCAAGUGCCGCAAAUCUUGCGGCUGAAGAAGGCGCUCUGCAGCAGCAACUGCAGAAGCAGCAGGAUGCUGGAAAGCAUAAGCAGCAGCAUGAGCUGCUGCUCCAAAUGAGGAUGCGACUGCAGCAGCAGCAGAAGCAGCAGCAGCAGCAGCAGCAGCAUUGUCAAGCAAUGCUGAAAGAACAGGACAUCGGAGGAGGUCUCGAGGCUGAGCAGCUUGAGGAUCAGCAGCUGCUGCAGCAGCAAUUGAUUCAGCAGCAGCAACAGCAACUUCUGCAUUUGCGGCAGCAGCAGCAACAACUCCUGCAUCAACAGCAGCUUCCGCAGCAGCAGUUACUGCAGCAGCAGUUGCUGCAGCAGGCACUGGAGCAGCAGCAGCAGCAGCUGCAGCAACAGUCGCAGCAGCGACAGCAAUACCAAAUACUGCAGCACCUGCAGCAGCAGCAGCAGCGCACGAGGCCCCAGCAGUCAAAUACGGACAGCCACACUCAGCAGCAGCUGCUUCUGCGCCUGCAGCAGCAGCUGCUGCAGCAGCAGCAACUACAGCUGCAGCAACAACAGCAGCAGCAACGGGCACAGCAGCGGCACCUGCUGCAGCAGCUGCAGCAGCAGGCCGCACAGCGGCCACAUGCAGCCCAGCAGCAGCAGCAGCUUGAAUGCCAGGUGCAGCAGCAAGAGCCACAAGCGCAGCAGCUGCAAGAGCAACACCGUCAGCAGCAGCAGCAACAACAUAAGCGUCAGCUGCAGCAGGAGCUGCAGCAGCAGGAACAGCAGCAGCUGCUGCAGCAGCAACAGCAGCCUCAAAAGGAGAUGCUGCAGCAGCGUCUCCCUCUGCAGUCGGGCUCCCCGCAGCUGCAAGAGCAGCAGCACAGUUUGCUGCUUGAGGCGCAGCAGCAGCUGCUGCGCCAGCAGCAGCUGCAGAACCAGCAGCAGCUCAAGCAGGAGCCCAUGCAGCAGCGUCUUCAGCAGCAGCUGCUGCUGCAGAUUCAGCAGCAGCAGCAGGAGCUGCUGCGGGCAAGCCCACAUUUGCAGGGAGGACAGCAGUGGCAGCAGCAGCAGCAGCAGCAGGCGCCCUCCCAAAAGGCAGCAGCCCCUGCAGCAGCAGCUCUGGCGACAGGCGCCGCAGCGCCGGCAGCAGCAGUUCCUGCUGCUGCUGCUGCUGCUGCUGCUGCUCCUGGCGCUGCUGCGAGCUUAGGCCCCAAGGCUGCUGCUGCAGGGCGCAGCACAUCGCCUAUAAGUCAGAGUAAGACCAGCGCAGCAGCAGCAACAGCAGCAACAACAGCAACAGCAGCAGUAGCAGCUGCAGACGCGGCUGCUGCUGCUGCUGCUGCAGGAGUGAAACGCACCUUGGCGGUGCCUGCAGCAGCAGCGGCAACAGCAGCAGCAGCAGCAGCAGCACCAGCUGCUGCUGCUGCUGCUACUGGAACGCUCCCUCCAGCUGCUUCCCCGACAGGCACAUUGGAAGAAGCGAGCGUCGACAGCCGGGAGCCGAGCAGCAGCUUGCCUGGCGUGUGUGCUGCUGCUGCAGCAGCCCCCACCAGCAGCAGCAGCAGCAGCAGCAGCAGCAGCAGCAGCACGGGGCUGCAGUGGGCGAAGUACGGGGAGUCGCAUGCAGCGGAAGCUGCUGUGCCUGCUGCCUUUCUGUGGCAGUCGCCUGAGGGCUGCUGGUGCGGCUAUGCUGCGGACUUUUUGCUGUACAACAAAACAGCAGAGCGGCUGCUGCCCGUGGAGGCGCUGGUGAGUUUUGCUGCAGCAAACCCCUUGCUGCUGCGUCUCAGCAGCAGCAGCAGCAGCAGCAGCAGCAGCAGCAGCGCCUCUGCAGCGGCCCACUGCAGCGGUAGCCUGCUUCGCACUGAAACACCGCUUUGUGCUGCUGCUGCUUUGGCGGCGGCGGCGCUGCUGCUCCGGCUUCACGUUCCGCUACUCCGCUGCUGCUGCUGCUGCUGUGCUGCUGCUGCUGCUGUGCUGCUGCUGCUGCUGUGCUGCUGCUGCAGGAGCAGGAAGAGCCCGGAGAAGUGGUGA
Molecule: messenger RNA, 2172 nt
Organism: Eimeria necatrix
Lineage: Eukaryota; Apicomplexa; Conoidasida; Eucoccidiorida; Eimeriidae
Exons: 1
Coding region: 1-2172 (723 amino acids)
Source: RefSeq, a predicted model, not a curated record